Molecule: messenger RNA, 2780 nt
Organism: Rhododendron vialii
Lineage: Eukaryota; Viridiplantae; Streptophyta; Magnoliopsida; Ericales; Ericaceae
Product: putative RING-H2 finger protein ATL21A
Exons: 1
Coding region: 197-1162 (321 amino acids)
Molecular function (GO): polysaccharide binding
Source: RefSeq, a predicted model, not a curated record
AAAAAUUAUCCUACCGUUGACCAAAAAUUUGUGGACCAUUUUACCCAUCAAUAUCUAACCAAACAGUGUGUAAUAUCUCUAUGGUACACCUUAGCACCUACAUAGCUUUGCAUCAAAUUCAAAGCAGUUCUAUUUUAAUUUUUGCAACACCUGGAGCAAAGAAAAGAGGGUCCUUUGAGUUAAAGAAGAUACAGAUAUGACUAAGAACAAACUGAUGGUCUUAUUCUUCUUCUUCUUCUUCUUGUUGCUGUCAGGGGUUGGAGCCCAAGCAGACGAUCGUGAUCGUGGCGAUGAGUGCCUGCCCACAAGCUGCGGAGACGAGGGCCCAGAAAUCCGGUUCCCGUUCUGGCUAAAGGAUCAUCAACCGGACCAUUGUGGCUAUGGGCCAGACUUCGCUCUUACCUGCUCUCCGGCCAACAACGAAACCCUGCUUGAUAACCCAUUUUCUGUCAAGGUGGUGGUCGAAUCCAUCGAUUACCAUUGUCAGUAUGUAUGGUACGAACUCUCCGGUGAUUAUGCUCUGCAUCAGAAAAACCUAAGCCUAAUAUUCGACACAUCUGCCUUCAGUCCAUUCCAAUUGUUGUCCAACAUUGGCCCUGGAUACAGAGUAUUCGGUUGUCGCUUCUACUUGGUAUAUCCAUAUGACGCUCUCUGUGAAUACUCCGUAUUCAGUUGUCUCUCCUCCUGGGAAGAUUCAUAUGGCAUUUAUGAAGAAUAUACACCACUCCCAUGCCUUAGCCGCCAAGGUCAAAAUCUCUACUUGCUGAAUUCGGAUUAUUUGAUCAGGCGAAACCUGUUGAAGAAUUGCAAAAAGAUUGAUACCAUUCCAUCAAUUCCACGUCUACAUCUGUUCGAAACAGGGUACAAUUAUGGUUGCUCCAGGGGCCGGUCAGCCUGGUCGGAACCUAGUUGUGGCAAAUGUGAAGAACAAGGCCAGUACUGCAGAUUGAGUAGUAGCAAUAACAGCAAGAAGCAUGAAACCGAAUGCUUUGGCACUAUUCCACAACCUGACAACACUAAUUAUCAUAUGCCACCAGGAGGUACUUCUCAUCCUUCAGAAGAAAAGGAAGAAUAUUUACUUCACUUUCCUCGCGCUUUCAUUUUAUUUGAUUCUUCAAUUAAUGAAAAAAUUCAACAUAAACUUCUUCAAGUUGGGUUUUAGAUGCAUGUUUAAAGCAAUUAUAUUUUGUAAAAUGUCAAAAGUUAACUACCUUCUUUAACCCAAGAGAAACGGCGGGCUGUACGUGAGUAUCAACCACCCCAUAAAAUGAAUAUGACUUGCCAUAGUACUCACCUCUGCAAUUAUUGACCUCAGAGAGCUUGGGUCUUGAUAAUUAUAUGAAUUCGCUUGUAUGAUAAAUUAACUGGCGUUUUUUUAUUAUCUUAUAUGUACAGGUGAAAAAAAGAGCCCACUUGUUAAAGGUGAAUUGUCUUUCCUUUUACUCCCCUCAUUUUUUCUCAACAUUCGCGUAGUAAUUUGGUUGUUUAAACUUGCAGGUCUCAUCCCUCCUGGCGUUUUUCUUCUUGUUGUAUUUGUCAUAGCUACAUAUUUUGCCCACAGAUCCAAAAUUUUAAAGAAAGAGGAUCAACUAAAGGUUGAAAGAUUUUUAGAGAACUACAGAGCUCUCAAGCCUACAAGGUACACAUAUGCGGAGAUAAAGAAAAUUACUCAUAAUUUGAAGGACAAACUAGGCCAAGGAGGUUAUGGAACUGUUUUCAAGGGAGAGCUCUCCAAUGAUGUGCCUAUUGCAGCCAAGAUCCUCAACAACUUCACAGGAAAUGGUGACGACUUCAUCAAUGAAGUGGGAACGAUAGGUACGAUCCACCAUGUCAAUGUGGUUCGCUUGGUUGGAUAUUGUGCUGACGGGUAUAAAAAGGCUCUUGUUUACGAGUACAUGCCCAAUGAUUGUCUAGAGAAGGUCAUAUCAUCUGAUCAUAAAAAAACUUCACUUGGUUGGGAGAAACUCCAAGAUAUUGCUCUUGGCAUAGCCAAAGGAAUUGAUUAUCUUCACCAAGGGUGUGAUCAAAGAAUCCUUCAUUUCGAUAUUAAGCCUCAUAACAUCUUGUUAGACAAAAAUUUCAUCCCAAAAAUCUCUGAUUUUGGGCUAGCCAAGUUGUGCUCGAAAGAACAAAGCAUCGUAUCCAUGACAGCUGCUAGAGGAACCGUGGGUUAUAUUGCACCAGAGGUGUUCUCUAGAAACUUCGGUAAUGUGUCACACAAGUCAGAUGUCUAUAGUUUUGGAAUGUUGUUGCUUGAAAUGGUUGGAGGGAGGAAGAAGAACAUUGAUGUUCGUACAGAAGAAAAUAGUGAAGUUUACUUUCCUGAAUGGAUUUAUAAUCGUUUAAAUCGCGAAGAAGUAAAUAACAAUGAAGUUGAGGAAGGUGGAGAUGCCAAGAUUGUUAAGAAGCUAACAAUUGUAGGACUUUGGUGCAUUCAGUGGUACCCAGGAGACCGACCCUCAAUGAAAGCUGUGGUUCAAAUGCUCGAGGGAGAUGGAAAGACUUUGGCCAUGCCCCCAAAUCCCUUUUCUACCACCAGUCAGUCAAUUACAAGGGGAAACAUGGGCGGAAGGCAUUUUAGCAGUGUGUUAGAGAUCAUUUCUGAAACCGAUUGAGAGAAGUGUUGCUCAAUAAUUGGUUGGUGUUUUUAGGAGAGUCUAAUGCACUGUCUUUUGUUUGUAAGUAUCAUGAUAGAAGUUUGUACUCAUCUACUGUUGUAUCCUUAAUCCAAUAAUAUUUACGAGCGAUAGAAUAAACUCGAGAUUGCUUUUUCGAAGUUA